GUGGAAGGGAGUGGCAGCCUGCGGAGGAGGCAUGACCUGUUCUUUGUAAAUCGGUUUGUACUUGGAUGCCUUUUUCUCUUUUAGCCUCCAAAGUCAUCAAGUCAACACGGCUGAUAUCUGGGCUCAAUUGCGAGUAUUCAAAGCCAAAAGGCCCUCAUACUCAGUCCUUUCUUCUUCCUCUUCCUCAUCAUCAUCAGCUUUCUUGUUCAAAAUCGCAACUCGAAGCCCUAUAAUAUUCUCCACUUGAAAUAUCUCUGAAUCUUUAUGAGCGACUCAUAAGGCGCAGCCGCAUUCAUGAUGAAACCCAAGAACUUCUUUCAGAAUAUAAUGAAGCCCUUCAAAUUCAGUUCCAGCAGAGAGGGACAGAAAGAGGAGGAUUUGGAGAAGAUAGCCGCCCAGGAACAGAAACUAUUCCCUUUCGAAACCCUAGUCGCAGCCACCAAAAAUUUCCACCAGAAGCUCGGUGAAGGAGGUUUCGGUCCCGUCUUCAAGGGGAGGUUGGAGGAUGGAAGAGAGAUUGCUGUAAAGAAGCUGUCACAGAACUCGAAUCAAGGGAAGAAAGAGUUCGAGAAUGAGGCCAAGUUGUUGGCUCGUGUACAGCAUCGAAAUGUUGUAAAUCUGUUAGGAUAUUGUACACGUGGUGCAGAGAAACUUCUUGUCUAUGAGUACAUCUCCAAUGAAAGCCUUGACAAGUUUCUCUUCAAAACAGGUAGACGAGAGGAACUGGAUUGGAAACGAAGGUAUGACAUAAUUGGAGGCAUCGCACGGGGCUUGCUUUACCUUCAUGAAGACUCCCAUAGUUGCAUAAUCCAUCGGGACAUCAAGGCCAGCAACAUUCUACUAGAUGAUAAAUGGGCCCCAAAAAUUGCCGAUUUUGGUAUGGCACGUCUCUUUCCAGAAGACCAAACUCAUGUCAACACCCGUGUAGCUGGCACCAAUGGGUACAUGGCUCCUGAGUAUGUCAUGCACGGACAUCUUUCAGUGAAGGCAGACGUAUUCAGUUUUGGGGUUUUGAUUUUAGAGCUGAUCAGUGGUCAGAAGAACUCCACAUUUGAUGUAAAUCUUGAUGCACAGAACCUACUUGAGUGGGCAUGGAAACUUUACAAGAAAGGCCGAAGCUUGGAGGUUUUGGAUCCCUCAUUAGCAUCAUCUGCAGUUGCUGAGCAAGUAGCGAUGUGUGUACAGAUUGGUCUGCUGUGCACUCAAGCUGAUCCACAGUCACGGCCCAACAUGCGCCGUGUCGUGGUUAUGCUAUCAAAGAAACCAGGCACCCUGGAGGAGCCAACUAGACCUGGAUACCCGGGUUCAAGAUACAGAAGAUCUCGUAGGCCUACAACAUCAACCUCCACAGCUGGAACUUCGGGUGAAUCUUCACACACAUUUGAAUCUACCACAAAUAGCGCCACUGCAACCACGUCAGGGGUGGCUAGCCCAAGAUUAGACCCAAGAGGGAAACGUCCUGUGCAAGGUUAACCAUUCAAUUUUGCUUAUUCUUUGUGUACUGUGUAGAUAUGUGGUGUUGUUUUAUUAGUUUUGUAAAUGUUAGCAAGGAAUGGGUUAAAAUGAAUGUCAAAAUGUAGUUGUUUUAAUAGGAUUUCGGUUAUGGACAAGACAUUACAUCAUGAGCAAAUACCACGGAGAAAUUCACACCUUCCUUCAAUUUUUUUUCCC
This is a messenger RNA of Vitis riparia (riverbank grape), 1671 nucleotides long. RefSeq names its product cysteine-rich receptor-like protein kinase 10. Gene Ontology annotation, biological process: protein phosphorylation. The coding region runs from base 295 to 1473 and encodes 392 amino acids. The transcript has 6 exons. Lineage: Eukaryota; Viridiplantae; Streptophyta; Magnoliopsida; Vitales; Vitaceae. The record is from RefSeq and is a predicted model, not a curated record. Gene Ontology annotation, molecular function: protein kinase activity; ATP binding.